This is a messenger RNA of Neltuma alba, 1931 nucleotides long. Its product is annotated as molybdate transporter 1-like. The record is from RefSeq and is a predicted model, not a curated record. The transcript has a single exon. Gene Ontology annotation, molecular function: molybdate ion transmembrane transporter activity. Lineage: Eukaryota; Viridiplantae; Streptophyta; Magnoliopsida; Fabales; Fabaceae. The coding region runs from base 33 to 1484 and encodes 483 amino acids. Gene Ontology annotation, biological process: molybdate ion transport.
CAUCACACUUGAAUAUCCCUCUAACAGCAUCCAUGGCGACUGAAAUCCCUUCAAUUCCAGACCUUGAAACAGCCCAAGUCUGCCCCCACACAGUUCACGCCGAUUCAAAAAAUGGUUUCUGCUCCACCGUCGUCUUUCAGAAAGUGAAAACAAACUUGGUUUUCCGUUCAAAAUGGGCCGAGUUGAAUGGAGCCAUGGGGGACCUUGGCACUUACAUACCCAUCGUGCUAGCCUUGGCUCUAGCCAGAAACCUCAACCUCGGCACCACAUUGAUUUUCACCGGCAUCUACAACGUCAUCACCGGCGCCAUCUAUGGCGUUCCCAUGCCUGUCCAGCCCAUGAAGUCCAUCGCUGCCGAGGCCCUCUCGGAGACCGACUUCGGGGUGCCGGAGAUCAUGGCAGCUGGAAUUUUGACCGGCGGGGUCCUACUGGUAUUGGGGGUGACGGGGUUGAUGCGGCAAGUGUACAAGCUGAUUCCUUUGAGCGUCAUCAGGGGAAUUCAACUAGCACAAGGUUUGUCCUUUGCACUGACUGCUGUUAAAUACGUUAAGACAACGCAAGACUUACCCAAAUCUAAAUCUCUGGGAAAUAGGCACUGGUUUGGUUUGGAUGGCUUGGUUUUGGCCAUUGUAUGUGUUUGCUUUAUUGUCAUAGUGAACGGAGCUGGCGAGAAUCAUGGGUGUGAAACUAGAGAAGGUACUGAUGAUAAUUACGAUCUGGGUGAUCACCAACAACGGGUUGAAGUUCGAAGAAACAGGACAAGCCGAGUAAGAAAGCUGAUAUUCUCACUUCCUUCUGCAUUUUUAGUUUUUGUAUUGGGGGUUGUUUUGGCCUUCAUAAGAAGGCCUACGGUUGUGCAUGAAAUCAAAUUUGGACCCGCCUCUUUAGAAGUUGUGAAAAUAUCUAAACAUGCUUGGAAGAAAGGAUUCAUCAAAGGUGCAGUUCCUCAACUACCACUGUCAAUUUUGAACUCUGUGAUAGCUGUUUGCAAGUUAUCCUCAGAUCUGUUUCCAGGGAAGGAUUUCUCAGCCACUUCACUUUCAGUGACAGUGGGACUGAUGAACUUGGCGGGAAGUUGGUUUGGUGCUAUGCCUUGCUGCCAUGGAGCCGGUGGACUAGCAGGACAAUACAAGUUUGGUGGAAGAAGUGGGGCUUGUGUGGCUCUUCUUGGUGCAGCCAAAUUGGUGCUGGGUUUUGUACUGGGCAAUUCUUUGGCUCUUAUUUUAAACCAGUUUCCUGUAGGGAUAUUAGGCGUAUUGCUAUUAUUUGCCGGGGUUGAACUAGCCAUGGCUUCAAGGGACAUGAAUACUAAACAAGAUUCUUUUGUGAUGCUUAUUUGUACGGCAGUUUCGCUGGUGGGUUCCAGUGCGGCUCUUGGGUUUUUGUGCGGAAUGAUUGUGUUUGUGAUUCUGAGGCUAAGGGGCUGGACAAAGGGUCAGCCUUUUUCUACCAUUUGGACGCGAGAAACCCCUGAGCAACCCUGAACACAGUCGUCAAGUGUGUAUAAAUUAAAAUAAUUAUUGCUUCAUGCGUGUUCUGGGUGCUUCUUGCCUCUGUAUGUGGUAUGAAAAUAAGACUAUUUCCGGUCCUAAAUACGAAGUGGAUGUUAUAUUUAGGAUUGGAAGCAGUAUAUGUUGUUGCUAGUGUUGGUAUCCGUUGUCGAUAUUGGUAUUUUCUGAUAGAAUUUCUAUCUGUGAAGGGGUGCUUGCAGUAAUGGUUUAUAGCGUUUUGCUCUCUGAUGAGUAGCGUACGGAUACUCGGACUACGGAUGCGUAGAACUUAAUUACCGAUAUAAAUGGUCUGUUCAUUUUGUGUGCAAGUUUCCCUAGGCAUGUAGUUUUUUUUUUUUUGAGUGAGAUGUUUUUUGUUUUUGGCCAAUUAGGCAAAUUCUUGAUUUUCAUGAUAAGAAGUAUAACUUUCCAUUAUGAGAU